ACCGCGGUUUCGGUCGCUAAGGGCCUAUUUAGUGUGGGGCCGUGGCCUACAGAUCCGCUAUCUUCAGGAAAGCCCACCAGCAGCCGCGGCGGUCUGGUUUUGAGCCCCUGCACAGCAUUACUCUAAUGUGGCGGACAUGUGUCCCUUGAAGGGAAGAAUUGAUUACCCGCUUACAUAAUUUUUGGCUGCAAAUAGACAGCGGAUGGUGCAGGUCGAUUGGCUCAUCCAGCUCCAGAUACCGAAUGGCCACAGCUGCUUGGCUCGAUAUAAGUACAAUCGGCGUUUUCGCCCUCUUUCUGGGUGGUGAAACACCUCACUGUUCGGGUACCAUUUGUACAGAUGACUGCGUAUGUGAAUCCCCUUGUGGGGGAACCCAGGGAUAUCCGUGGAAAUGUUCCUUCAUGUUUACGCAUAAAUAUACAUUUACAAGCAAGAAGGCACGAAGCUGGAUUCCACAACGGUGUACUCCAUCAUCUAUCUCAUGCCGUUGGAUCGGAGCAAGUCCCGCAACUAAGACUUGUGACGAUGCAGAUCGGGACUUCAAAGUAUCGGAAUGGCAGAGGCGCCCUUUUCGGACGUGUAAGGUCCUUAGGCUAACUUGAAGUUGGGUUUGGAUUCCACACUUCUGGUGUGGUCUCGCGUCCUUCAGCCGUUUGAUAUUUGCAGUCGCGAAUAUCGUAACGAUGGCGAGCCAGAUCAAUUCGUCGGGGAAAUGCAGUCCAGGACAAAGUCGGAUUGACACGAGGUAGCGAACGCGACG
This is a messenger RNA of Cantharellus anzutake, 760 nucleotides long. RefSeq lists its product as uncharacterized. The transcript has a single exon. The record is from RefSeq and is a predicted model, not a curated record. The coding region runs from base 243 to 602 and encodes 119 amino acids. Lineage: Eukaryota; Fungi; Basidiomycota; Agaricomycetes; Cantharellales; Hydnaceae.